GCACCGGUGUUCAUCCAGUCCGCCCCGCUCGCGAUCUGGAUUCCGGACCUGCUCGCUGAGUCUCAGAGGGUUGAGCCACGUCCUUCGCCCAUCGACAACGGCAGGUUCGACGACAUUGUCGAGGAAGCGGCGCUCGGCCCGGCCGCGGCCGAUGCCCCAGAGCCGACGGCGAGCGAGUGGCCGAAGCGUCCGACAGGCAACGUAGUGCUAGACGUGCCGCGGGUGCACGGGCGAGCGGGCGCCCGACCAUUCCUGCCGGGCGCCGACGACAACAAUGUGCGGAUGCAAGGAGAGGUGGGCGGCUUGGGCCAGGUCCCGGCGCCUAGCUGGGGCGACCUGGCGCCUCCUGCAACCCUGGCCACUUGCGAACCAGCUGCGAAGAACCGUGCCGCCCAUCCCUUCGUGCUUGAGGCGGAGAGCCAACUGCGCGGGUUGGCCGCGCACCUCGAGCAGCUCGCGGCAUGGGGGGCCAAGCUGCGAGGUGGCGCGGCCGUCGCCGCGGACGCCGGGGGCGGUGGCGGCGCGGGCGCAGGGGCCGAGGGCGCGCACUGGCGAAGCAGACGCCGAGGCGCCGCAGCCGCCCCAGACGGCGCCCCGACGUUGGAGACCACGGCAAUCGCGGCAGGGAACGGUGGCGCGCCGCGGGGGCGGCUGCGCAGCCACGUGGCCCCAUUCCAAAGGGCGAAGGGCCCGCGCGGGGCGGGCGUGACCAAUGCGGCAAAGAGGGCAGAGGACCUCACGCCAGCUGGACAGACACAAAAGGAGGAAGGUGACGCGGCUGAGGUGCAGAGCUCGGACGAGGUCUGCGCCGACGACGCCGAGCUCACCCUGGCCGCGCUGGCAGAGCGGCGGCAGCAGCCAGGCUGUAUCAGGACGCAGCUCAACAGGAGAGGCGCGGCGGCGGGGCGGCCAGACCCGGGCCGCCUAGCAGGCGAGUUCGAGCUGCCGCCGACCUCGCGGCAGACUGGGCGCGAGCGGCCGCGGUUCUUCCGCAGCUUUCUGCCAUGCGUGAUCGAGUUGCUGCCCGCGGGGCGGCUGCGCGCAAUCGGCCCGAUGAGCGACGGAUGCAAGAACUUCCUGCGGGCUCCGGAGGCGAAGUCCGGGGACAAGCGUCAGAAGAAGGAUGACUCCGAGGGGAACGAGAGCACCAAGCGGGACGAGCUCAUCUUGCUCGCGCAGGUGGCCGCGGAGAGCCGCGCGCACGCAGCGUCCCUGUAUCGUACUUGGUUGGUUCCGGGCGAGGUGGGGGAGCAGUUCUUCGACAACAUGAAGCAGGCGGUCGCCAAUUAUGAGAAAGCCACGAAGGGCAAGAAGGGCCACAAGACCGGGAUCCCAUGCCAGCGCGCCCUGAUCGCAGCGUUUCUUACGGCCCAGACCCACUUCACCGACCAGAGCAAGGAGUACAAGAUCAUCGAGGAGACGCUGAAGAGGUUCCCAGAACCCGUGAAAGUCGGGAGGGACGUCUUGGAAUUCUGGGGCUACGAAGCGCGGGAAAAAGGCCAUCGUUUCCGGUACCGUCUCGGAGAGGACGUACCCGCUCAGAUCAAGGAGGCGGUGGGCAUCGUGACCCAGAUUUGGGAGGGCGCCAGCGGCGAGGAGAUUCUCGGGCAGGCCCCCGCGAACAAGCGUGAACGCAACCUCCAGGGACGCAUCAAGCGCAUGAAG
This is a messenger RNA of Prorocentrum cordatum, 1665 nucleotides long. NCBI's taxonomy places the organism in Eukaryota, Dinophyceae, Prorocentrales, Prorocentraceae. The record is from the annotation of a GenBank genome assembly.